Molecule: messenger RNA, 266 nt
Organism: Bombina bombina (fire-bellied toad)
Lineage: Eukaryota; Metazoa; Chordata; Amphibia; Anura; Bombinatoridae
Product: protein PET117 homolog, mitochondrial
Exons: 2
Coding region: 21-266 (81 amino acids)
Biological process (GO): mitochondrial respiratory chain complex IV assembly
Cellular component (GO): mitochondrion
Source: RefSeq, a predicted model, not a curated record
CCGGCUUUGUAGCUAUAGGCAUGUCUACUCUGUCCAAGGUGGUGCUGGGCAUCUCGGUGCUCUUGUCCGUGGGUACAGUCGUUGGGGUGCACGUGAAGCAGAAACUCGACAGAGAGAGACUUCGUGAAGGUGUUUUCCGUGAUUUGGAAAGGCAAGUACGGAAAGAAGAAAACCUCCGCCUUCUGCAGGAGCAAAUUGUCUUAACCAAACAGCUUGAGGAGGAACGUGACAAAAUCCUUUUAAGUGAAAGAUCCCACAGAUCUUAA